This is a messenger RNA of Sphaerodactylus townsendi, 939 nucleotides long. It is a transcript of the gene TSGA13, whose product is annotated as testis specific 13. NCBI's taxonomy places the organism in Eukaryota, Metazoa, Chordata, Lepidosauria, Squamata, Sphaerodactylidae. The record is from RefSeq and is a predicted model, not a curated record. Bases 1 to 939 code for a protein of 312 amino acids. The transcript has 5 exons.
AUGACAGGCCCGUUGUCUUCCUACUCUGAUCCUAGCUGGAGUUCCUUCACAAUGUUGAACCUCUUCAAACUGAAACACGAGAAAGAUUACUCGGCUCGCCCUAACUUGGUCCAAUACUACAUGCCUGUGAUCAACACAGAGUUUCAAGAACGCCUGGAGAAGCGCAAGGGAGAAAUUGCCACCAUGAUGAGAUCGACGGAGUUCAAUGAGGACAAGACUUCCUUGAUUGUGACUAACAACCCUCUUCCUUUGCUCUUUUCCGGUCAACGAGUCAUGACCCCGUUCCAUUUCUUCUCCAACGACCUUUUGGGAAAGGAGUGGAGCGCGGGGAAAAACCAGGCGCGGCCGGGAAAGGCCCCUCCGGGAGGGCUGCCUUGUUCCGCAGAGGCGGGGCACAGCUUCAGUGGGACCGGGCUGGCCGGGAGGCCGUGGGGGGGCUGCGGCGGGUCUCCCCCUCCGGCCCGCAGCAAGUUCUCGAUCAGGAAACUUUUGCCCAGGUUGCCGAACCCCGGGGCCGCGGGCAAGCUGAGUAGUGUGGCGGAGCUCCCGCCGGGCCAGCCCAGUGCGCUGGGCAGCAUAGCCGGGCCGGAGAGCCGUCUCCUCAGCCCACCUUUCCCUCCCCCGACGGCUCCGAGACGGGCUGAAGUGGGGGUCUUCUACAGUGGCGCACUUUCCGACUGGCCUCCCUGGACUUUGCCCCCGGUGAUUUCCCGCAGUGCCUCUGCGACGGCUCGGGGAAGCCAGUGGGUCCCUGUCUGGCGAUCCGGCUUUCCCAACGGCCUGGAAGUCCCUGUGAAGGAGAUCACCAUGUGUUGGGCUUCUUCCAGCUUUUUCCACUCUUCCCUGCAAUUCCUGGCCCAUCUGAUAGCAGUUUCUCCCCCUUUUGGGGAGCCCAAAAGCAGCCCAAAGAGUUUUCUUCUGUUUCAUUUACUGCUCUAA